AUGUCUAACCCAAAAUUCAGGAUUGCUAUCUGCGGAGGAGGGGUAGGCGGUCUGACAUUAGCUGUUGCUUUAUCCCGCUACCAGGAUAUUGCCGUCGAUGUGUAUGAAGCCGCGCAGACCUUUUGUGAGAUUGGGGCUGGUGUUGGUGUCUGGCCCAGGGCAUUCAGGGUCUUACGAAAAUUUGGACCCGACUUCGAACAGCAACUGCUUCAACGCUGCGGUUACGAAUACACAGAAGAUUAUGUCCCAGCUGUUAAAAGCCGUAAAAGCAAUCAAGCUGUCGGCAUUGAACUGUUUGAUCUGAUGACGAAAGGCAAACUUAUGCGUUUCCAUCGAGCCGACUUCCAUGGCGUACUACUCUCAUUUCUUCCACCGUCCUGCACAACGCACAACGCCAAGCGGCUGAUAUCAUACACCCAGCCUUUGGAAGGCAGUCCGAGAAAUUCACCAAUUACGCUAACAUUCGUGGAUGGAUCAACUGCUACGUGCGAUGUUUUAAUUGGUGCUGACGGGAUCAAAUCCGCAGUCCGGCCCUGCAUGUUGCGCGAAUUGGCUGAGAGCCUGGAUCCCGAUGAAAAGCAAUCUGUGCUCUCUUGCAUGAGCCCAAUCUGGAGCGGUGUUGCUGCGUACAGAACACUCGUUUCCGCAGAGAAGCUGCGUGCGCGUUGUCCCGAUCACCGUACCUUAAGGGAGUUUACUCAGUACAUGGGAAAAGAUGCUUACUUUCUUGCAUACCCUAUUUCUCUUGGACAAUAUGUCAAUUUUGCGGGGUUCACGCUUGAACGCGAUGUCGUUGACUUGGCGUAUAAAGCUGACACAGAAAUCCCUCGUCCGUCUUUCAAAGGGAAGACAAACGAUGAGUGGGUUAGUGAACUCACUGCUCAGCAGUUUGUUGAGCCUUUCAAAGACUUGGAAGAGGAUGCACAGCACCUUCUCGAAUGUGUGGAGAAGGGCACGCUUUGGGCUGUACACACUGUGAAAACUUUACCGUCCACUAAUUUCAGGCGAGUUGCGAUCAUGGGAGAUGCCGCACAUGCAAUGACGCCGUUCCAAGGCUCUGGUGCUGGCCAGGGCAUCGAGGAUGCUUACUUGCUCAUGACUGUUCUUGGUCAUAAAUCCACAACCCUAGAAACGGUACCUAGGGCCCUCGCCAUCUACGACAAGUUGAGAAGGCCAUUCUCAUCAGAAGUGGCACUGCGCUCGAUGCGUGGGGGGCAACUAUGCGCGUUUCAAGAGGACGUCCCUUUGCACGAGCUCGGUGAUGCGAUCACCAAAAAUUGGGAGUGGGCAUGGCUGACUGACUUAGAUGAUGCUUUGGAAGAAGCUGUCAGGCUUGUGGAGGACAGCUCGAUCGAUGUCAACUGA
Suillus fuscotomentosus is the source of this 1365-nucleotide messenger RNA. Its product is annotated as FAD/NAD(P)-binding domain-containing protein. The coding region runs from base 1 to 1365 and encodes 454 amino acids. The record is from RefSeq and is a predicted model, not a curated record. The transcript is spliced from 9 exons. Gene Ontology annotation, biological process: secondary metabolite biosynthetic process. Gene Ontology annotation, molecular function: FAD binding. Lineage: Eukaryota; Fungi; Basidiomycota; Agaricomycetes; Boletales; Suillaceae.